UUCAAAUUUUGUUUGUGGAUAAAUGACGUGACGACUGAGCGGACGACACACCUCCUGCUACUGUACUGUAUGUUUAACAAAAUCUGUGGGAUAUAGGCAAUACAUCUUCAUAGUGAGGCCAUAGAGAAGUAAGAAAUACUACUAUCAUAUAUGUUAAUAAGGCCAGUAUCAUGAGGAGAUCUAAUUUAGGAAGUGGAAGCGUUCAGCGACCAGGAGCCCUAAAACCGCGAAAUGCUGACAAUACUCCAAAUGACAGACGAAGUGUUGGACAACAAGGACGGAAGUCAUUUCUCUCUAAAGUGUCACAGCCAGACAGUGCCAAACGAGUAAGUAGCCGACUUAAGUCAAGGAGUACAGAGGGCCUUACACGACCAACUUUUGCUUCUGGGCGUUAUACUCCAACUCGCAACAAUGUGCUUUCAUCAAAUGCAUUGGCAGCACCAUCCAGUGUUAGCAGUAGGACGUCCUUUGAUUCAGCACGCAACUCUGGCAUAGGUAGCAAAAUUAGGAAGGAGACUCGACCAAUUAAUGAUUCUGCAUUCAAGAGCCAAUGUAUUGACAAGAUUCUAGACUUCCUUCAUAAGAAUGGCUAUGAAUACCAGGUUCAACGACGGAGUCUUCUUACCCCAUCUACCAAAGAUUUUGCAAAUAUUUUUAAUUUUGUGUAUCGGCACUUAGAUGGCUCUUAUACACUGCCUAAUAGAAUUGAGGAAGAAAUCCCAAGGCUGCUAAAGCUCCUUCAUUACCCAGUUCAGAUGCCCAAGUCAUCAUUCAUUACAGUUGGCUCACCACACACCUGGCCAUCAGUGCUGGCAAUGUUAGCUUGGCUAGUGGAUGUGGCUGUCAUAUAUGAAUCCAUUGACCCUUUAAUCUACGCUUUUCCAAGUGACUUUGACUCGGACGUGAAUAUCCCCAUGGCCAAAUUUUCCACAUUUGCAAAACUUGUCAAAUGUGAAAUACAUUCUGAUGAAGCUGAGAAAUGCUUUGAGGAUUUUCAACAUACUUUGGAGCUUGAUGAAGGUGUGCGACCACAAGAUAUGGUGCUGGUUCAAGAAAAACAAGAAGAACUAGAAAAUGAGUCAGCAACUCUUAGUAGUGGGCUUGAGAGACUACAGCAGUUGCAUAAUCAUUAUAUCCAACUACGGAAUGACGGUGAGAAAAUGACUGCUUACUGUCAAGAGCUACAAAUUCACAUAUCAAAUAAAGACGGUGAACGAUCUCAAUUGGAGUCUGUACUUUCUGAAUUUAAGGCUGAAGUAGUGCUGGUACAAGGAGAGGUGGAACGCUUAAAGAAGCUUCAAGCUCAACAAGCACUUAGUGUUGAAGAAUUGGCUCGGUUUAAGAAUCAUGCUCGUGACGUGGCUUCAUUCAUAUCACAACUUCAGCAAGAAGGCAAGGAUCUUGACACUAAGAUCUGGACAACGGAGAUGGAGGUUGGAAAGGCUCAGAAAAGCUUGAGCAAUUCUAUACGUACAUACAAUGCACUUGCACGCCAGCUUGAGCUCCCUAGUGACUACGAAGUAUCCUCAGCCAUUGUUAGUGACAUUACACAGCACUGGCAAACUGUGUUACUAAAUGAAAUGCGUACCAGAAAAAAAAAUGCCAAGCUUGAUACUUACCAAAGUCAAAACCAGCAAAGACAAAAAGAAGAUGAAAAGAACAUGAUUAAGGAAAUGCUGCAAGAGAAGAAAGAUCAAGCAAACAAACUGGAGAAUAAGCUGAAACGUGUGGAGGAAGAUAUUCUCAUGACCAAGAAUGAAAUUGCAGUGGAGGAACAAGAAAUGCAUCAGGAGAGUGAGCGAUUACAUCAGCAAAUUAUAGAGGCACGUAAAACUCAUAAGAGCUUCCUCUACCAGAAACAAAGUGCUCUAGACAUAGCAAAGGAGGAGUUGGAAGCCACAAAGAUUCAUGGGAAAGAACGUGCACAUGCUGGAGCAGCAUUCCUGGUGCGUGUGUGUGGUGCUGCACUGGAGCACCUUGAAUUUGAAAACCAUGAAGCCAACAAGUUUGUUGAGAGUAUGGAAAAAACAUGCAAACAGCUCUUGAAUUCAGUAGAGGUGUCAGAUGACAAAGAUUGAAAUAGCUGUAGAUGAUGUAAAAUUUAUAGGAUCCCUUCGAGUACUGUAUUAUUCUUCUUUAUUCUUUUAAUUUAACAUGAAGGCAGUGUGGUAGGUUCCAAGUUGCAUUUUCUUAUUCAUUGUUAUUACUUGAAGCUUAAUGUGUUUUUUUUUAUGGUUUCUUUUUAACCACAUUCCAUUUUUACAUCGGUAUAAAAGUGUAUUAUAGUAAACUUGUAAAACAUGCAUGUAUGAAAAGGUAAUUGAAGAAAACUUGCCAAAUUCUUGUUAUUUUCAUUAUACCGAGGACAGGAAAAAUUAAACUUGAGAUUUAAAGAAUCACUGAAUAGAAUGCUGAGGAUUGGAUUUAAGGAUAAUGAAAUGGAAUAAAGUGAAGUGCAUAAAUUUCUAGUGUGUACCACAUGUGUGGAUUACAGUAGUACAGUAUCUCCAUUAGCUGAAACUCAACAAUUGCUGGAAUUGAAAUUUACUAAAAUUUUUUGGGAACAUUCCAAGGUUGAAAAUCAGGUGCAAUUUCUGAAAAUUCCAAGAAAUGUUCUGGAAAACUCAGAAUUUUUAUUUCUGGUUCUGGGAAUAAAUUUUCAAGGCAUCCACAUGUGUCAGGUGCUUAGGUGGUCCAGCUGCUUGGAUUGCUAAGUUCACAUUCUGUUACCAUUGUGGAAGGUUGUUCCUUUGCUAGCUGCUGUUUUCUGUACAAUUUGUGUUGUGCAGUGCUGUACAUUACUGUACCAGAACAAAAUCAGCCAACAAUACAGCAUUAAAAAUUUAAAAAUUAUUGCACUUUAGGUGUACAGUAAACUCUUGCACUUACGGACAAUCAGAGGGGGGGAGAAAGGUAUCCAGAUGUGGCAAAUGUCCGGAUGAACUGGGGAACCAAUGCGUGUUAACAAUAACCAUAAUAUUGUACAGUCUCGUUCAAGAUUCUUCGAACACUGCUGGAGACAACUGGCAACUCAAGGCCGUUUGUUUACUAUACUGUAGUACGUAGUAAAAAUUAUGAACGAAUGUAAAAGGUUAUCGGUGAUUGGUUACUUAGUUCCCUGUUGCUUAAUUAAUGGCUGGGCUUUGUUGUUUCGUAUUAUAUUAUACUACGUACAAUGGGAUAUGUUCCACAACUACUAAAAGUCAGCAGUAAUGCUAUAAAAGUUGUGGAAAAAUCAUUAAAAUAUUCUUGCCUAUGCAGCAUUAUGGACAUGUUCCACAUUAAUUCCUGUA
Messenger RNA from Homarus americanus (American lobster), 3293 nucleotides. RefSeq names its product kinetochore protein NDC80 homolog. The record is from RefSeq and is a predicted model, not a curated record. NCBI's taxonomy places the organism in Eukaryota, Metazoa, Arthropoda, Malacostraca, Decapoda, Nephropidae. The transcript is spliced from 13 exons. The coding region runs from base 171 to 2078 and encodes 635 amino acids. Gene Ontology annotation, biological process: attachment of mitotic spindle microtubules to kinetochore. Gene Ontology annotation, cellular component: Ndc80 complex.